AUGCCAUGUCUUAUUAUCCCCACUAUUAUUGAUAAAAAAGCUAAAUUGCAAAAACUUAUUAAUAAUAGACCAGGAUACGACAUGAAAUAUGUCAACUCAUAUAUUCUGAAUUAUUAUGGUAUUAAUGAUUAUCAACAAUUCUUUGAAGAACUCUUUGAGACUGAAAGACAAUAUGAUACUUUAUCA
Molecule: messenger RNA, 186 nt
Organism: Racocetra fulgida
Lineage: Eukaryota; Fungi; Glomeromycota; Glomeromycetes; Diversisporales; Gigasporaceae
Source: the annotation of a GenBank genome assembly